This is a messenger RNA of Microtus oregoni (creeping vole), 1707 nucleotides long. RefSeq names its product F-box only protein 44. The coding region runs from base 240 to 1631 and encodes 463 amino acids. Gene Ontology annotation, biological process: glycoprotein catabolic process; SCF-dependent proteasomal ubiquitin-dependent protein catabolic process. The transcript has 9 exons. Gene Ontology annotation, molecular function: ubiquitin protein ligase activity; protein binding. Gene Ontology annotation, cellular component: SCF ubiquitin ligase complex; cytoplasm; endoplasmic reticulum quality control compartment. The record is from RefSeq and is a predicted model, not a curated record. NCBI's taxonomy places the organism in Eukaryota, Metazoa, Chordata, Mammalia, Rodentia, Cricetidae.
GAUUGCACAGCUCUCCUGAUCGCAGGUGACCUCGGGAGGUGGAGCACGCAGCGCGGGGACGGAGACGCAGUGGGCAGGGACCUAGCGGUGGCGAGGAAGGGUGCCGUUCUGCGAUCCUGGAGGCCCAGCGCCGUUAAGGCCCUGGCCUCAGGGCUUACCCCCCACUGCACUGUGAGACCUCGAGGACCUGGGCUGGGGACGCCAUCGGUCCUCAGAGGGGCAGGCCAGGAGCCGCUGCCAUGGCUGUAGGCAAUAUCAACGAGCUACCGGAGAACAUUCUCCUGGAGCUGUUCACCCACGUCCCGGCCCGCCAGCUACUGCUGCGCUGCCGACCCGUCUGCAGCCUCUGGCGAGACCUCAUUGACCUGGUGACCCUCUGGAAGCGCAAGUGCCUUCGAGAGGGCUUCAUCACCGAGGACUGGGACCAGCCCGUGGCUGACUGGAAGAUCUUCUACUUCCUGCGAAGCCUCCGAAGGAACCUCCUUCACAACCCGUGUGCGGAAGAGGGAUUUGAGUUCUGGAGCCUGGACGUGAACGGAGGAGACGAAUGGAAGGUGGAAGAUCUCUCCAAAGACCAGCGGAAGGAAUUCCCCAAUGACCAGGUUCGCAGCCAGGCCAGACUGCGGGUCCAAGUACCAACUGUGCGUUCAGCUCCUGUCGUCGGCGCACGCACCACUGGGGACCUUCCAGCCAGACCCGGUGACGAUCCAGCAGAAGAGCGACGCCAAGUGGAGGGAGGCCUGGAAGCAGAGCUUCCUGUUGCCACCAUGGUCAACAUCAACGAGCUGCCCGAGAACAUUCUGCUGGAGCUGUUCACCCACGUCCCGGCCCGCCAGCUGCUGUGUAACUGCCGCCUGGUCUGCAGCCUCUGGCGAGACCUCAUCGAUGUGGUGACGCUAUGGAAGCGCAAGAGCCUGCAAGACGGCUUCAUCACCGAGGACUGGGAAGAGCCCGUGGAAGACUGGAAGAUCUUCUAUUUCCUGUGCAGCCUGCAGAGGAACCUCCUUCGGAACCCGUGUGCCGAAGAGAACAUGGAAUCAUGGCGGUUAGACUACAAUGGCGGGGAUGAGUGGAAGGUGGAGAGCCUCCCUGGUGCACAUGGCACAAACUUUCCUGACCCCAGGGUCAAGAAAUAUUUUGUCACUUCUUAUGGCAUGUGCCUCAAGUCCCAGGUGGUGGACCUCAAAGCGGAGGGCUACUGGGAGGAGCUGAUGGACACCUUCCGGCCCGACAUUGUCAUUAAAGACUGGUUUGCCCCCAGAGCAGACUGUGGCUGCACCUAUCACAUCCGGGUACAGUUGGCCUCGGCCGACUAUAUCAUUUUGGACUCCUUCGAGCCUCCACCUGUGACCAUCGAGCAGUGGAAUGAUGCCACGUGGAAGGAGGUCUCCCAUACCUUCUCAGAUUACCCUCCAGGUGUCCGCCACAUCCUCUUUCAACAUGGGGGCCAGGACACCCAGUUCUGGAAAGGCUGGUACGGGCCCCGCGUCACCAACAGCAGCAUCAUUAUCAGCCACAGGACAGCCAAGAACCCCGCCCCUACCAGACCUCCGCCUGAAGAUGCCCUAGUGAUGGGCGGAAGACACCCUUCUUUGGAUGCAGAAAUCCAUCCCUUGGUAGACUUUCUCUGACAGCCAUCUGUCCACCUCUGCCGGCAAACCCAUCAAGCCGGCCUUGACAUUUUGUUGUAAUAAAUGUUUUCAGUAA